ACAGAGGCUGGUCCACGCGUCAAACCCCAGCUCUAGUGCGUGUUUGCGUCCCCGCACGAGACGCAAACAUGAUGUGACACCGGACCACGCGUGAUGCACCCGUCGUGGAACAGGGAGGGGGGGAGGUCGCUCAGGGUCCAGAACCGGAGCCCAGUGUGAUGUGAGUGCUGGAGUGGGUCCAGGGAUGCUGCGGCUCGUCUUCCUGCCGGAGUGCCGCCGCGCAACCGGAGGCUGCGCCCUGCACGUCUGAUGCUCAACGUGGGAAGCGUGGAUUUGUUUCUGUCCCCCCCACUCCCCCUUGCACCUUUUCUCUCUGACUGAACCCGUGGGAGUGAUGGAUCCCAUUUAAACCCACUAUCCUGCGGGAAUCUGCGUCGCUGCGUGGACCGUGUGCGUGGAGCGCGCGCGCAACAACAACACCGCAACAUGGGGACGAGUUUGUCCAACCUGGCCUCCUUCCAGUCCCUGCACAUAGUCAUGCUGGGUCUGGACUCUGCGGGGAAGACCACCGUCCUGUACCGGCUCAAAUUCAACGAGUUCGUCAACACGGUCCCGACCAUCGGCUUCAACACGGAGCGGAUCCGGCUCGGGGGCGCGGGGGCCUCCCGGGGCAUCAGCUGCCACUUCUGGGACGUGGGGGGCCAGGAGAAGCUGCGGCCCCUGUGGAAGCCCUACAGCCGCUGCACGGACGGCAUCGUGUACGUGGUGGACUCCGUGGACGCGGAGAGGCUGGAGGAGGCCCGGACCGAGCUGCAUAAGAUCACCCGGUUCUCGGAGAACCAGGGGACCCCCCUGCUGGUCAUCGCCAACAAACAGGACCUGCCCCGGGCUCUGGACGUGGGGGAGAUCGAGAGGCAGCUGGCCUUGGCGGAGCUGAGCCCGUCCACGCCGUACCACGUCCAGCCCGCAUGCGCCAUCAUCGGAGAAGGUCUGGAUGAAGGGAUGGACAAACUGUACGAGAUGAUAGUGAAGAGGAGGAAGUCACUGAAGCAGAAGAAGAAGAGGCAGUGAUGAGCGUGCACCAGGAGAAGCCCAUAGAAAUACAACAACAUAGAACGGGCAUCAUCAGUAUGAAGCAGGUCACCCACAAACACACAUUUCCAUGACAACCCGUGGGAACCAGUCACUAAAGGACUGUUGAGAAAAGACCAAUCCAAGGUAAACCUCAACAUCUGUAUUUGAUGACACAGAAUGAAUGAGAUCUGCAAAAACCCAUGGAUUUGUAGGUAGUUUGAGUCCCUGUACAGCGACUAUUAACCCUUGUGCUUCCCUUUAACCUUCCAGUAUCCAGGUGAGCGUAUUAUGCACAGAUGCACUUCAUCUUUUAAAAAGUCAUAUUAUUUUUCACAAUUUCUAUAAGGGCAGAAUUCAAAAGUUGUUCAUUUUUGCAUGAUUUUUUUUUAAAAUUCUGACCCAGCCACUAAAAUCCACACAUUAUAAAAAACAAAGGAAAAUUACUACACUAUCACCCAUCCCUGAAGCGACUAAAAAAUGCGCAUCUACACAUUUUAGCAUUUAACAUUUGAUCUAGCGCAAAAAAUAAUAAUUCAUAUUAACCAAUGCUGCUGUU
This is a messenger RNA of Sphaeramia orbicularis (orbiculate cardinalfish), 1570 nucleotides long. RefSeq names its product ADP-ribosylation factor-like protein 4C. Gene Ontology annotation, molecular function: GTPase activity; GTP binding. Bases 427 to 1011 code for a protein of 194 amino acids. Lineage: Eukaryota; Metazoa; Chordata; Actinopteri; Kurtiformes; Apogonidae. The transcript is spliced from 2 exons. The record is from RefSeq and is a predicted model, not a curated record.